UCAAACCAUGACAAGUGUUCAAAAAACCUUUUUCCUUCAAGAGGAAAGCAAAACUUCACUCGGCAUCCUUCUCUAAUAAAGUUAGUGGAACGUAUAGAGAAUGAGAGAAGAAAGAUCCGAUCUCCUCCAACCAGGCCAGUUAAAAUAAGUGCAAGUACUGAUCAAAAUUUAUCAGCUUUCCAAAGUGAAAUGGCUCAGGUUCCAGCAAUGGCUGAACAUCAGCUGGACGGACAAUCAAAGAAAGAGGUGAAAAUGAUAUUAUCAGGAUCUGCUUUGGAAUGUAAUCUGUCCUCGCCUGAGACAGUCCCCAAGCCCGAACCUCCUCACCCCGCAGCACCCUCUCAGCUGCCAGCUCUGACACAGCCACUGGGUGUCUGUCCUCCAAGCCACGGUUCAGUCUCACCAGUAAUACUACCUCAUACUCAUUCUGGUGUUUCAUAUGCAAUAUAUCUGCAUCCUUCCCAAGCCCACACUGUGACAACAUACAGCCCAAGUUACAUUGUGCAGCCUCUACCGUGUGCUCAUGUAACUGGAAUUGAGAGUAUUAAUUCCAAAGUAUUAAAGAAAAUAACCACUGAGGAAGGAGACAAUCAGAUAGCUACAGAUGAGCCAACAAAAUCCCUGACAGCUAAAGAAAGACCACCUACAACAUCAGAAGCUGCAUCACAGAGGUGCCUUAAAAGAUCACAAGCAUUAGAAGAGAAUAAUUUAAUUAAAAGGUAUAGAAGAGAUGAGGAAAGCCUUGAUACUUCUCUGGGAGAAUCCAUUAAAAGUGAAAGACCGCCUUCCAAUAGCUCACAAAUUAAUCAAGCAACGAACAAUAUCAAGGAAGAAAGACAGAACAAAACAAACAUGUCGGGUUGCUGUAACCAAUCUAAAGGAGAAGAUAUUCCAGAAGAUAAGGACAAAAUCAAAACUAAACAAGACAUACCUGUAGUGUUUGCCAUUCCUGGUCGUGAG
Molecule: messenger RNA, 960 nt
Organism: Tauraco erythrolophus (red-crested turaco)
Lineage: Eukaryota; Metazoa; Chordata; Aves; Musophagiformes; Musophagidae
Source: RefSeq, a predicted model, not a curated record